Molecule: messenger RNA, 973 nt
Organism: Carcharodon carcharias (great white shark)
Lineage: Eukaryota; Metazoa; Chordata; Chondrichthyes; Lamniformes; Lamnidae
Gene: fsaf1
Product: chromosome 5 C1orf131 homolog
Exons: 7
Coding region: 67-912 (281 amino acids)
Source: RefSeq, a predicted model, not a curated record
CAUCCAACGCCCUGCGAUCAAGCUCCCGACGUCUGACGCAAAGACGUGGUGGUGUGAGUCUGGCCUAUGGCUGCCGCAAUGGGUGAGAGUGAGCGGAUGAUGUUGGAUGACUUUUUCAACCGGCUUUACCAGUGCGGAGAAGCUGCAGUGAGUGAAACGAAGAACAAGAGAGGAAAAGCAAAGCUGAAAGGGAGAAAAUGCAAGCAACACAAAACUGAAGAGCAAACACUCUGCUCAGAGGCCCAGUCUGUGCCUUGCAGCACUGCACUACCCAGAACAAGUGACUCGCUUGUAAAGAAAGCAGCAGGCUCACCACGCAGGGCUCCAAAGUGCCUUGUCAAGCUGCGUGCCGAGCUUCUCGAUUCUGUGGGUGACUCUGCAGUGCAGGUAAAAGCAAAGGGAGACAUGGUCCCCAACAAUGAGAUUGUCACUGUCGGCGAAAAGAAGCCAGUAGAAGUCAUAACCUUUACUGGUUCUCACAAGAAAAGGAAGCUGGUUACGGAUGAAGACAAAGUGGAAGAAACUGUUGAGCAGAACAAGGUGAAAGAAAAAGUAUUUAAUUUGGAGAGGGCCCGCCUGGAAGUGCACAGAUUUGGCAUCACAGGAUACAGAAAAGAACAGCAAAGAGUGUUUGAACAACAGCGAGCUGUUAUGCUUGGUGCUAGGCCCCCAAAACGUGAAUAUGUAAAUUACAAAAGUUACCAGGAAAUAAUGAAAAAUAAAACCCCAGUGAAACCUAUGGCAACGAACUCAAAAUCCACACUUCCAAAGAGAAAGAAAGAAGAAAGGAGGAACAAGAAGUCUGAAAUAGUCCCUACUGGACAAGUGGGACGAUUUAAAAAUGGAGCGCUGAUUCUCAGUGACAGUGACAUCAAGAGAAUCAAAACCAGAGCCAAGUCAAAACAUAUGUAAAUUUUGUACAACUUUCAAAAAUAAGUUUGAUUUUAGUCACAAAAUAAAUGUUUUAUUUUCA